AUGGUCAACCAAGAGGAGACACAGGCGCCGCAGCCGGUUGAACUGCACCAAGACAACGUCGAGCGUGCGGAUGGAUCCCGCUUCUCGUCCGUCAAGUCUUUCUAUGCGCAUCCAUGGACUCAGAUCAUGCUUAUCAGUCUGAUAUGCUUCUGUUGCCCUGGGAUGUACAAUGCGCUUGGUGGUCUGGGAGGUUCUGGACAGGUUGAUCCGACAGUGGCUGCCAACGCUACCGUCGCGCUCCUUUCCGCAACCGCUGGUACAGCCUUGUUCAUCGUUGGUCCUCUCUUCUCGUACACAGGGCCUCGCAUUUGCUUCUUGCUGGGUGGCUGGACCUAUGCCCUGUACAGCGGCAGCUUGCUCAAUUUCAACCAUCAUGACAACGGUGCGUUCGUUAUUGCGUCGGGCGCUAUCCUGGGUGUUGGAGCCUCGAUGCUUUGGGUGGUCCAGGGUGCUAUUAUGACCACUUAUGUUGCAGAGUCUCAGAAAGGCCGUGCCAUUGCCGUCUUCUGGAUCGUCUUUAAUCUCGGGGGCGGAGUGGGCAGCCUCGCAUCCUUUGGUCUCAACUUCCACUCCAAAUCUGGCACCGUUUCGGACUCGACCUAUAUCGCCCUGAUGGUCAUCAUGCUCUUCGGCUGGGUGUUGGGCUUGUUUAUUUGUUCACCCAGGCGGAUCCGUCUGGCACAGCUCCACGCUGCUGUUGAAGGCGAGAAGCACUCGUGGAAGGCCACCAUCGAGAUCGCGGUGCGCACCAUGGCCAGCUGGCGCGUCUUUUGCAUGCUGCCGCUGUUCUUCUGCGCCAACGUCUUUUACUCGUACCAGCAGAACCAGGUCAAUGGCAUGACCUUCAACAUUCGAACUCGCUCUCUCAAUGGAGCCUUGUACUGGAUUGCACAGAUGAUUGGUGGUCUCCUGAUAGGUGUGCUGCUCGACCUUCCGUUCCUCUCCCGACCCAUGAGAGCCCGCGUCGGGUGGGUGGUGCUCUUUGUCACCGGCAUGUCUAUCUGGGGUGGAGGAUAUGCGUUUCAGAAAUGGCAAGACCGACGCCUCGCGGCCGGCUUCAAGCAGGACAUUGACUACACCCAGGGCUCCCUGUCGACUGGCCCGAUAUUUCUGUACAUCUUCUAUGGGGCGUAUGACGCGCUGUGGCAAGGGUUUUGUUACUGGCUCAUUGGCACUGAGUCGAACUCGACCUCACGGGCUGCCAUUCUUGUUGGCGCCUACAAGACCUUCCAGGCAACGGGCGGGGCCAUGGCUUGGAGGAUCAAUGCGUUGCACAAGAGUCCGAUGACGCAGCUGGGGAUGAACUGGGGUUUGUCGAUGGGGUCGUUGGUAGUUGUGCUGCCAACAGUCUGGACCGUCACGACCAUGACUAUUGAGAAACCUAUACGGGACCAGGAGCUAGAGUUGAAGAUCCAAGAAGUUGAAGCCGGGGUGGACAAAUAG
Fonsecaea monophora is the source of this 1443-nucleotide messenger RNA. RefSeq lists its product as hypothetical. NCBI's taxonomy places the organism in Eukaryota, Fungi, Ascomycota, Eurotiomycetes, Chaetothyriales, Herpotrichiellaceae. The record is from RefSeq and is a predicted model, not a curated record. The coding region runs from base 1 to 1443 and encodes 480 amino acids. Gene Ontology annotation, molecular function: transmembrane transporter activity. The transcript has 5 exons. Gene Ontology annotation, biological process: transmembrane transport.